This is a messenger RNA of Pipistrellus kuhlii (Kuhl's pipistrelle), 5430 nucleotides long. It is a transcript of the gene KLHL24, whose product is annotated as kelch like family member 24. Lineage: Eukaryota; Metazoa; Chordata; Mammalia; Chiroptera; Vespertilionidae. Gene Ontology annotation, molecular function: protein binding. Bases 374 to 2176 code for a protein of 600 amino acids. The record is from RefSeq and is a predicted model, not a curated record. The transcript is spliced from 9 exons.
UUUGUUGUGAGCUACAGCGGUGGCUGGUGGCUCCAGGAGACUUCAGGGCUGGAAGGAGCGCUGCGCCGCCAGCCGCUAACGGACCGCGGGGGCAGCCGCUGCUCGCCACUGCCGCUGGCCGCCUCCAGCCUUCGCCGAGAGAAUUCCUGCAUUCUAAAGGAAAAUAAGCUUGGUUGCAGCACAGCUAUACUGUAGACUAAUUCUGAUAGUAUACAUCUUCUUGGGACUUUGUAUGCUGACCCCCUCUGUCCCGUGUGGAAAUUGAAACAACACAAAUAUUUUGACUGAGGCUUUGAUCAAGCAAAUGCUAAAAAGCCACGUAAAGAUCCCUAACAGUCAUUUCUCAACAGUUAUAUAGUCAACUGAUGUAACGAUGGUCCUAAUAUUAGGACGAAGACUAAACAGAGAGGAUCUCGGGGUGCGUGAUUCCCCAGCAACGAAGCGUAAAGUUUUUGAGAUGGACCCUAAAUCUCUGACAGGCCAUGAAUUUUUUGACUUCUCUUCAGGAUCAUCCCAUGCUGAAAACAUACUCCAGAUAUUUAAUGAAUUCCGAGAUAACCGGUUAUUCACAGAUGUCAUCAUUUGUGUGGAAGGGAAAGAAUUUCCUUGCCACAGAGCUGUUCUGUCAGCCUGUAGUAGCUACUUCAGAGCUAUGUUUUGUAAUGACCACAGGGAAAGCCGAGAAAUGUUGGUUGAAAUCAAUGGCAUUUUAGCCGAAGCUAUGGAAUGUUUUUUGCAGUAUGUGUAUACUGGGAAGGUGAAGAUCACUACAGAGAACGUACAGUACAUCUUUGAAACAUCAAGCCUCUUUCAGAUCAGCGUUCUCCGUGAUGCGUGCGCCAAGUUCUUGGAGGAGCAACUUGAUCCUUGUAAUUGCUUAGGAAUUCAGCGCUUUGCCGAUACCCACUCGCUCAAGACACUCUUCACAAAAUGCAAGACUUUCGCGUUACAGACUUUUGAGGAUGUGUCCCAGCACGAAGAGUUUCUUGAGCUUGACAAAGAUGAACUUAUUGAUUAUAUUUGUAGUGAUGAACUUGUUAUUAGUAAAGAGGAGAUGGUUUUUGAAGCUGUCAUGCGUUGGGUCUAUCGUGCUGUCGAUCUGAGAAGACCACUAUUACAUGAGCUUCUGACACAUGUGAGACUCCCUCUGUUGCAUCCCAACUACUUUGUUCAGACAGUUGAGGUGGACCAAUUGAUCCAGAAUUCUCCUGAGUGUUACCAGUUGUUGCACGAAGCAAGGCGGUACCACAUACUUGGGAAUGAAAUGAUGUCCCCAAGGACUAGGCCACGAAGGUCAACCGGCUACUCGGAGGUGAUCGUCGUCGUUGGCGGCUGUGAACGCGUCGGAGGGUUUAACCUUCCGUACACUGAGUGCUACGAUCCUGUGACCGGAGAAUGGAAGUCUUUGGCUAAGCUUCCGGAAUUCACCAAAUCAGAGUAUGCAGUCUGUGCACUAAGGAAUGACAUUCUUGUUUCAGGUGGAAGAAUCAAUGGCCGUGAUGUCUGGAUUUAUAAUUCACAGUUAAAUAUUUGGAUCAGAGUUGCUUCUCUAAACAAAGGCAGAUGGCGUCACAAAAUGGCUGUCCUCCUGGGUAAAGUAUAUGUUGUUGGGGGCUAUGAUGGGCAGAACAGACUUAGCAGCGUAGAAUGUUACGAUUCCUUUUCAAAUCGAUGGACUGAAGUUGCUCCCCUUAAGGAAGCAGUGAGUUCUCCUGCUGUGACCAGCUGUGUAGGCAAACUGUUUGUGAUUGGUGGAGGACCUGAUGAUAAUACUUGUUCUGAUAAGGUUCAAUCUUAUGAUCCAGAAACCAAUUCUUGGCUACUUCGUGCAGCUAUUCCAAUUGCCAAGAGAUGUAUAACAGCUGUAUCCUUAAACAACUUGAUAUAUGUUGCUGGCGGACUGACCAAGGCAAUAUACUGUUACGAUCCAGUUGAAGAUUACUGGAUGCACGUACAGAAUACAUUCAGCCGGCAGGAAAACUGUGGUAUGUCUGUGUGUAACGGUAAAAUAUAUAUCCUGGGUGGAAGACGGGAAAAUGGAGAAGCCACAGACACUAUUCUCUGUUAUGAUCCUGCGACGAGCAUCAUCACAGGGGUAGCUGCAAUGCCCAGGCCCGUGUCCUAUCAUGGCUGUGUGACUAUCCACAGAUACAACGAGAAAUGCUUUAAGCUCUAACACCAGGGUUCUUCACCCAAGAAGCCACACCGAUCCAAGACGAGAGGUUUCAAAAGCUCCAGACUGGGACCUUGGCAUAUCUCCUUUCUGCCAUAUGCACAAAAAGUAAACUUAGUAAUCCUGGUGCCUUUCUCCCCAAAAUAUCAAUCUUUCAAACUGUAGUAAAGCCUUCCCUGCAAUUGGAAAAUAAAAGGGGCUUGGAUUAUUGUUGAAGAUAAUGGUGGUGUUGCUUGGGCUUUGAAAAUGCAUCUUUGUAAAUAUUUGUGAGAAACCUAUGUGGAAUAGGAGAUACUGUCUGUCUGAUUACCUUUUAGGAACUUGUGAAUGGUCUCUUCAUUUAUGUAUGUUUAUCUGAAAGACUGUGUAUUCCUUAUUUUGUCAUAUAGACAGUUAGAAAUUUGCAUGACUUAAGGCUUCAUUUAGGUUGAAUCACGUAAUGCUUAUACCACAUCCUAAGGAGGAAAAAAAUCAAUUUUCAAAAUCUUUGUCACUAAAAAUAUAUUCAAACUGAUUAAUUUUAUUGAAAGGAUUUUUUCUGUAAUUGAUAAAAAUGUGGUGACAGCAAUUUAAGUAAGAUACCAAAUUAUUACUUUAUGCUUAGAAUUGCUAUCUUAUAUUAAGUGUAUUCUUGAGAAGAGAUUGGGUAGAAGAUAGAAAAGCAGAUGCCAUUAAAAUGACAGGUUACUCCAGUAUUUAUUGUAUCCUCUUUAAUGCCUCUUAAGGAGGUUCCUUUUUGUGAACCUGGCAAAGGAGUUGAAAUCCAUUUUGUAAUAUUGUCCUAUGGAAAGCAGGGACAGGUCUUCUCCCGAGCCCAGUAGGGUUUGACCUCAUUAAUAUGGUGCUUUGGGUGAGGACUUCUCUGGUCAUCCUACUUUCAUGUGGCCCGCUAAAGUCCUGGGAAUCUCUACAAUUAAGUUGUCUUUAAAGGAUAAACCAGGGACCACCUAACUGGGCCCAUUUUUUUUUUUAAUUAAUUGUCUGAAUAAACCAAUGGCAGUAAUUGCAGUCUUCUAAUCUCAUUUGGUACCAUUGUGUAAAUUACUGAUCAAAAGUCUCAAGCUUCUAUACAACAAAUAACCUUCGUCUAGAUUUUCCAACUCCAGUUUAUAAAGAUACUAUCUUAACUAGUAUUCAGGGAUGAACUUAAAUUUUCUAAGGCAAAUGGAGCAGCAGGAACUACAGCAUAAGUGACUGUUAUUUCUCGGUGGACCAGUGUAAUUUACAACAUUUUAGGGAUGUUCCAGGUUGAACUUCCCAGGCACUAUUGUCUUCGUACAUUAAAAUUAAUAUGGUCCUUGUCAUAGGAGAUAUGAUGCAAAUAUAUGUUUGGAAUGUCACCACAUUUAAAACCAAGGUAGUAAUAAAAAAAAUUAACAUCGAUAAGCUUAUUUUUAUUAUCCUAGAAUGAUAACAGAGAUUUCAAGUAAACUAUAUGGCAUCAACUUAAAUGCUUAGCUGGAAUCAGAAUUCUGAGGAAAAUUCUAAAAAACUUAUAAAUUUUUAGGGAAAUUUUACUUUUCAAACCAUAAUUUUAGAUGAUCUAUACCUUUUUGUGAUAAUUAUCAGAGCAAUUCAGAAAACAACUUUCUGACAUUUUAAUUGAAAAAUAAUUGUAUGGACUAUUAGAAUACUUGUUUUAAUUUUUGAGUAAAUAUUUACUUUUGCAUUAUAUCCUUUGUGUAGAUAGUGGUAACUAUUUAGUUCAGAAAUUCUUUGCAGUAUAUGAGGUAAUGUAUGAGAAAAGUGUAAAUGCUGAGGAUUAUACAGAUGAUACUUGUUACUUCAUGUUUAUUUCUAAGAUCAUGCCCAUUCAUAAAUACAGACAUUUCACAUAAAAAAUAUUUUCUCAAGGUAACUUGUAUUCUGGUACUUUUAUCUAUUGUAUUUUGUUAUUCAAUUAUUUUAAUAGCCAUAUGUUCAUUGUAGUAAUUUGGAAUGAAAUUCAAUAGAACAGAAUUUGUUUAAACAUGACCUCAUACCAAUAUUAUUUAAUUUUUUUCUAUAUAAUUUGAAACUACAUCAAUUAAGUAUUCAAACCAAGAACUUAGUUAUACUAGGAAAUUAAAGAACUAUUUUUAAAGUUACCCAACUGAUAUUUUAAUUUUCUUUAUUUAUCUUUCUUUACUGAUUCUUGGUAAAUAAUGGUGUUAGCCUUUUAAAAAACAAAAAAAAAUUUUAGAUAUAAUUAGUAUUAAAAACAAAUAUGAUAUAUCUACCAAAUUGAUCAGAUUAUAUUCAUAUUGUCAUCACAUAGUGGACAAAUUUUCUUUUUUGAUAGGUAAUGCUCAUAUAAGCCUUUGGGUUAGUGUGUAUGUAGACUAUACAUGUGUAUGUAUGUAGAGAGUAUGGUCAUGUGCACACAUAUAUACUAGGACAAACACCAAGAGUUGAAUAAGUUUGUAAUGAUCAGGGGAAAAAGCACAUAAAUUAAAAAAUAAUUGACCUUAUUAAAUUCCAUUUCAGAAGAUUUUUUAUUUGGGAAUUUCUAGGUUACUUUUUUACAUUUAAAAGUACAUGGUAAGUAUUAGUAUGCAUACUUGUAUAUAGCCAGAAUCUACAUAAAACAGGGUUUUACAAGGUCAGAAAACAAAUUGGAGGUGGAGAUGCAUUUGCUAAACCCACUCAGUGGGGAAGGAAAUUGAAAGUAAGUUUUGUGGGUCAACAGAAAAGUACAGUUUGUUUUUUCAUGAACUUUAAUCCUUUUCCAUGUGUGAGUGAACAAUAGAGUGGUCUAAUUUUUACCCCAGAAUCCUCCCUUUUCUACUCUAAUCUUCCCACUGACUUGACUGCACAGGUAUGAAUUGGUAGCCUGUUAGAUUUUAAAUAACCUUUUUUCCCCUAGAUGACUAAAAUAUAGAUAUUUACUCCAUUUAAAGAGGUGUUUAAGAGAAAUCAUGUAUAUACUCAGGGAGGGUAUUAAGUUAUCAUUUUGUUUAUUUGGGGGGUUUAAAGUGUCAUAACUAAGUAACCUUCAGUUCAUGGUUCUAGAGUAAAUGUAAUUUGGUAAAGGGCUUCACACAUAGCAGUGGUUGAACAUUCAUUCUUUUGUAUUUAGGAAGAUGAAAAUGUUUUGUGGACUGAUACAUUUUCUCUUAGUGAAUAUGAAUUGUUUAUAUAUCUCUACUGUCAAAACUCUUCUUGAAACUCAGGAAAGACAAAGGUUCAAUUAUACUACUUUUGUCAGUAUGCAAACCAGGUAUAUUGAGUGUGGGUUGUUUUUUUUCCCCAUGUUGUCUGGCUAUGGCAAUAGGUUU